GUAGCUGCACCCACAGCCUUCAGAAAGCCUUUGUUUGCCCCAGACGGUGGAGGCCAGAAGCGGCGCCGAGUUGACUCGGCGCUGAUUGGCUGCGAGCCGGCGCGUUCGUGCUUUCUGCCAGCCGGCGAGUGGGCGGAUCUGAUCACGGCCUUUUCGCGGCUUGUGGCUGCAUUUUGUUCUCGGCUGUGCCAUUACGGCUGCUCAGUGUUGCCGCCACUCUGUUUGGCCGAGUUGGGCUUGUAA
Messenger RNA from Protopolystoma xenopodis, 243 nucleotides. NCBI's taxonomy places the organism in Eukaryota, Metazoa, Platyhelminthes, Monogenea, Polystomatidea, Polystomatidae. The record is from the annotation of a GenBank genome assembly.